This is a messenger RNA of Rattus norvegicus (Norway rat), 7533 nucleotides long. RefSeq names its product opioid binding protein/cell adhesion molecule-like (gene Opcml). NCBI's taxonomy places the organism in Eukaryota, Metazoa, Chordata, Mammalia, Rodentia, Muridae. Gene Ontology annotation, biological process: negative regulation of glial cell proliferation. Gene Ontology annotation, cellular component: synapse; plasma membrane. The record is from RefSeq and is a predicted model, not a curated record.
CAUAUCAGGGGAAGCAGUGAGAGGGACUCAGCACCUCCUCAUCUCGCUGGGGUACAAAGGGAGAGCAGAGCUUUUUGAGUCACUAGGCACCUUCCCUCUGGGAUCCGGGCCUCGGUGGAUGCUUCUGUCCCGGUGCUGUGGGGGUUAAGGUGGGCGCCCGCGCCCCGCACCCGCCAGGAUGAGCGUGCAGCAGUCCGCGCCACCCGCCAGCCGGCUUGCUCUGAGUCGACACCGGGAGAAAGUGGUGGUCAGGGAUGCUGCUGCUGCCAUGACAACCCCGGAGGUCCGGGCCCGCGCGCGUCGGGGCUGCUCCCCGGAGGAAGGCGGCGCGGAAGCUGGGGGCGGCCGCUGAGCGUGGCGUCCGCGCGUCCCCGCAUCCCGUGCAGCGUCCCUGGAGGAGGCGGGGGCCGCAGUCCGCUCGCUCAGCUCCCCGCGCUAGAGCCUGCGCCACGGUGCUCCGCGGGCUGGCGAGGGCCGGGCUGGCAGGACUCGCCCACUGGGCUACCGGGAGGACAGCCUCGGAGCGGAGGAACUGGGCUACACCUGCUGCGGGUCACCGUGUGGAACUUUUUAUCGCCUUGGGGUCCAGAUCCGAGACUCGGGGCUGUUUUCUAACUCCAUCCAAACAUGUGUGUGAUCUAAUAAAACAUGUUCUCCUCUCCUUGAAAUCGGGAGCUUUUAUUUUUUAUUUUUUAUUUUUUUUACGACAUCUCCUUUCUGUCAGAGACACUUGCCUUCUUUGGGUUAUAAACUUUUGAUGCCAGACCUCUGCAGAAUGCGCCCAACUGAAUCUUAAAGUAGCUUCACCGAGAGAGGCAGAGAACGCACAAUCUGUGACCUUCGUCCCUGCUCCUUUUUUGUGUUCUCCCUCCUCCCGGGCUCCCUCCGCCCCAGGGAGCGUUGAGAAAGCUCUUUUUUGGAUGCAGGAGGGGGCAUCUGGUUCUGCCAGGCUGGAAAGCUGAGGCUGGAGCAGAGGAAGACUUAUUAGACUCCGGAGAGCCUGGACUCAGCCUUGCCUUCUCCCGCUCCCAGCUCCUGGUUUGCUCUCUGUGUGCUUUCGUCCCUCAACACUUCCGGCUAUUCUGAGAGGGCAGGGGACAAGGACCGUGCAGCUGCAAGAGUUCUAGGAAGUUGUGGCUGUCGAGAAUGGGGGUCUGUGGGUACCUGUUCCUGCCCUGGAAGUGCCUCGUGGUCGUGUCUCUCAGGCUGCUGUUCCUUGUACCCACAGGAGUGCCGGUGCGCAGCGGAGAUGCCACCUUUCCCAAAGCUAUGGACAACGUGACGGUCCGGCAGGGAGAGAGCGCCACCCUCAGGUGUACCAUAGAUGACCGGGUCACCAGAGUAGCCUGGCUAAACCGCAGCACAAUCCUCUACGCUGGGAAUGACAAGUGGUCCAUAGACCCUCGAGUGAUCAUCUUGGUCAACACGCCUACCCAGUACAGUAUCAUGAUCCAGAAUGUGGAUGUUUAUGACGAAGGUCCGUACACCUGCUCUGUGCAGACAGACAAUCACCCCAAAACCUCCCGGGUCCACCUCAUAGUGCAAGUUCCUCCCCAGAUAAUGAACAUCUCUUCAGACAUUACUGUGAAUGAAGGAAGCAGUGUGACCCUGUUAUGUCUCGCAAUUGGCAGACCAGAACCAACAGUGACAUGGCGACACCUGUCAGUCAAGGAAGGCCAGGGCUUUGUGAGUGAAGAUGAAUACCUGGAAAUCUCAGACAUCAAACGCGACCAAUCUGGAGAGUAUGAGUGCAGCGCCUUGAAUGAUGUCGCUGCACCUGAUGUUCGGAAAGUAAAAAUCACUGUAAACUAUCCUCCCUAUAUCUCAAAAGCGAAGAACACUGGCGUUUCAGUCGGCCAGAAGGGCAUCCUGAGCUGUGAAGCCUCUGCUGUCCCCAUGGCUGAAUUCCAGUGGUUCAAGGAAGAUACCAGGUUAGCCACUGGCCUGGAUGGCGUGAGAAUUGAGAACAAAGGCCGCAUAUCCACUUUGACUUUCUUCAAUGUCUCAGAGAAGGAUUAUGGGAACUAUACCUGUGUGGCCACAAACAAGCUUGGGAACACCAAUGCCAGCAUCACCCUGUAUGAAAUAAGCCCCUCAUCAGCAGUGGCAGGGCCUGGAGCAGUCAUUGAUGGUGUAAACUCGGCCUCUAGAGCACUGGCUUGUCUCUGGCUCUCAGGGACCUUCUUUGCCCACUUCUUCAUCAAGUUUUGAUAAGAAACCUUAGGUCCUCUGAGCAUCGCCUGCUUCUCCAUAUCACAGACUUUAAUCUACACUGCGGAGGGGCAAACCAGUUUGGGCUUCUUUUUGGUUAUUUUUUUGUUCUUCUUGACUGUUUAGUUUUUUGGUUUGAUUUCUGGGAUUUUCAAUUUGAUUUGAUUUUUCUUUUUUCGUUUGAAUGGACGGGGUUGGGGGUUGGGAUGGGCAGGGUUCUACCACGAGUAGGAUAAUCAUUCAUUGGUGGGCCCCCAAAUGGAAUAUAUUCCUGCUACCUUGGCCUUCCUUUUCUCUACUUCUCUUCCUACCACCAUUAACACACAAACACACAAGCACACGCCCUAAAGAUGGCCUAAAAAAUGUCCCAUGACACGCACCCUGAAGGUACAACUUGGCCCACAGUGCAGUACACAAUAAGAGUUGCAUCUACAUUUCCUGUUUUCUUUGUCCUUUAAGUUUUCAAUAAGACAGUUUAAAAAGAGCACAUCCUUAUCCCUAUGUUUGUAUCACCUAUCCCAUUAAGCUGCACACCUUUUCUAAGAAACUUUCUUACUACAUCCUCAAUGUGCACACAUGUACAUUCUCAUAAAAAUUUUACCAUCUUCUCUGGCCAUUCUGCUUAAUCUGCAUUUUUUCCACUAGCAGUAAGACUUACAGGCUUGAUGAAAAUAUACAUGUAUCCAAAGCUACAAAUUUAGGAGUCACGAGGGAAGUCUAUCUAGGGGUAGUACUUCCCUUAAAAUGCUAAUGCAACUCAUAAAAAAGUGAUCAAUAGCUAGCUAAUUAUAUCAAGCUAUCAAAGCAAUCAUAUUAUUAUCCAGUUACUCAAUUGAUUUCUCUCUCCAUCUCCUUCUACAUACCUAUCUUUCUUAUAAUCUAUUUGUUCAAUUUAUCUAACUACUCUUUUUCUCUUCCCACUGCACUAUCCAUUCAUCUCAUUUAAAUCUCUAAUCAUAUUGUGACUGUGCCCUUAUAUUGUGUCUCUGCACUACCACCAAGACAUUGCCACCUUCAAAAUUGCCUAGCAACUUCUUAUGUGAAAGCCAGUAAUGUCACGGGCUAACUACCCAGAAGAACAAUUUCCUAUACCAUGGAUCCUUGGGAAUGCACUAACCCAUCCACCCAAAUUAGGCCUUGUGAACAGAUGGACCAAAGUAGCAAUCUAUGGAUCAGUCACUCAUGAUUUUCCGAGAGACUGUUCCCUUAGCCACCUUCUCAGGAGGCAGGUCAGCCCCGAAGAAGCCUUGAUUAUGCUGAAUUUCUCCUUUAACAGCUGGAAAAUUAAGGUACCAACCCUGUGCUUCUCUCAGCCUUUCAAGAAAAGUACAUGUCAGGAACUUGGAGAAACUUCUUCAUGGCUGGCUUUUAUUAGCAGAAAGAACCUGACCAAAAAAAAACCAAAAAAAACAAAAAAACAAAAAAACAACAACAACAACAACAAAAAAAAACCAAACCCAUAUAUCUAUCCCUUCGAUUUAAAGACAGCAGUCCAUCAGCUGAAGUGUGAUAACUAGAGCCCAGCAUCUCCCUUCUGCUCCAGUUUUGAUUUGAAUUGUUUGAAAAUUAUCCAGCAAAGGGCUGAUGGAGGCCAAUUAUGUGGCGUGUGUGUUGACAACUGUGGUAUUUGUUUCAGAAAGCUCUUCUGAGCUGAGGGCACUUGAGCUACUGACUUAAUUUCCAAGCACUUGAUUAACACAACAUGGCAAACAGAGGGGGAAGUGGAAGUAAUACUGUUUUCCUAGGCUGUUUCUCUAGAGGUUUCCAGGAUAAAAGUUCCCAAAUUCCUAGGUUCAAAGUAGGCCUCAUGUACAAAGAUUGGAUUCCACCUCUCAGCAUUCUCUUGAGCAAAGAAGAACCCAGCCAACAAGGGAGACUGAAGUUCAAAGGAACAUCAUUAAAGGUCACAAGAGGCUCUCUGGAGAGAAUGUCUUACUGUGAAAUUGAGAAAGAGCACCAGCAGUGACUUUCUUAAAGACAUGUCUUGCCUCCCUCAGGGACCCUUUUAAGGUCCACCCCUAAAAAGUAAAUGACUGCGGGCUCCUUUAGAGUUCAUUUCCCUUAGAGCUUAACCACUUGUUGCAGUAUAACUGCCCACUCUAUGGCACUAUGGCCCCACAAAUACAAUACCCACAGUAGGAGCAUAUAUACCUGUGUAUAGAUAUUCACAUAUAUACAAAUGCAGGCUCCCUUGGCAUACAAAAGCUCGGCACUGUCAUAAGAGAUAGAGCUGGGGUGAGCAAAAUUAAUACUCUUCUUGCCAGCUGUAAACAGACAUCUGCAUUUCCCAGCGAGCUGCCAAGAACGAGACUCUGGGAGCAUAAAUGAUGUGCCAAAAGCAGUCUAUUUAUUCCAACUUCCAGAAGCAAUCAGGAGCAGGCACGAAGUCAGAAUUACAGGUCGGAUAUAUGAAUUUCAGAUCUGUCACCAUGCUCAGCACCUGGGAUUGGGUUGGUGUCAAGCAUUGUAUGAGACAUAAACAUGGCAUUUGCGUUUUCUACUAAUACUACAGUCAUUGCUUUGGAGAAAAGGAAAUGUGGAUGCCAUGGAAACUGAAAAGUGUUGGGUGAUGUGCUGCUCGAAAUGGACAAGCCCAAAUUGCUCUUCACCACCUUGGGCAAGCAGAUCAUCAGAAGCCCAAUUGAGUAUGGACUCAGGGUCAUCAUGCCUCUCUGCCGUGCCUACUUUCACUGGAAACUAGAAGUUUCUCUGGUGGUUACUUAUUCCACCCAAACUUCAGAAGGAAACACAUGUUCCAGACAAUCCUCCUCUGUCUGGGAAAAAUAAAGCCCAGUAGAAAUGACGUAAGGUAACUGGGCACCAGAUAUGAAAGUGACUUCCUUACAGUAAACAUGCCCCAGCUCUUGUUAUUUAAGUGACUUUGGUAAGGAUGCCUCCAUGUGAUGGGGCCUGAUUCCCCACACUCGGAAGCAAAUACAACAGCAAUUGCUUACUAAAAACAACAUACACACUUACACCAGCCCGGAAGCAAAUACAACAGCAAUUGCUUACUAAAAACAACAUACACACUUACACCAGCCCGGAAGCAAAUACAACAGCAAUUGCUUACUAAAAACAACACACACACUUACACCAGCCUUUCCAACUCUACACAAAGAGAGUGGAUGGAUCAGGCCCACUAGACAGUUUUAUUUAGCUUGCCAAGAGUGAGCAUGAGGAAGGUAUAAGGUUAGGAAAAAAAGAAUCACAUUACUCUAUGUAGCUGGUAGAACAUUGUGGGUUUUCUAAGUGAAAACCAAAUACAGUUCAUCAAGAGAUUAGGUGAAAGGAAGUCAGCAAAAAUAGACAUUCUAAAACUUCUCCCCUUCCCAAAACAAUGCUAAUUUGUUCUUCCACCAAAGUAAUGCCAAUGAAAGUGCCAGUGUUAUGCCUCUGGCAAAGCCUGGUUUUUGAGUAGUUUAAUGUCAAGUGCCUGAUACAGUCAUCUGCAAGUUUAAUCAAGGGUGUUUGGAUUUUCUUUUUUGUUCUCAUUGGGAAGGUUGGAGAUGUAGGGAUUACUUGUCCAAACAUACACAGCUCUUACACAGAGAGCUAGGUACAUGGCUCUUCUGCAGUGGGCUAUGCUAUGUUCAACAGACAGAAAUGGACAUCUGUAUGUCACCAAGAUGGCUCACGCCUGUCCUUACACUGCUUUGUGCUGUUGUUCACAGGUUGGGAAGUUAGUUUUUAAAGUAUGGAUUGCUAGGAUCCUCAUAACUGAGGGUGCGUUUUAACAAUCUCUUUUUAUAUCCACCUGGUCAAGUUGUCCUCAGCAAGAAGAAAUAGCAAAUCUACCCACAAUAAGAAAAAUGUCAAUAGAGCAGACCGCCCCCCCCCAAGUGGACACUUGGUCCUAUAGAAUUUAUCACAGUCACAGCCACUGGAUGAGGAAUGGUUGGAAAUUGCAUACUAAUGUUUUGACUGAUGCUUCCAGGGUCAAAGAACACAUGUUCUUAGUAGCCUGUAUGGCUAUUACCAGCCCCAUAAGAAAUGGUGGGGAAGAAUAGUGAAGAAUAUGAAGAAGUGAAGGAGUUAUCUGCCCCCAAUUUGAUGCUGAGUUUUCACCAGGAUUGAAAAAACAAAUGGUUUGACAAUACCCAGAAUACCCCUUUCCUCUCCAGAGCUAUUCUUGUUGGAAUUAGAGGAAGCAACAUAAUUCUUACUUUUAUUUUUUUCAGGGCAAAAUGUAUUUUUCUCCAACAGCAAGAAUAUUUGGGUUUUCUUUGGCACAAGCCUCAUUUCUAGAAAUCCUCAUGUCCGAUUGCUUCCCCCUUAUUAUCCAAAGCUUCGCUCUCUCUUUCUUUCAAGACAAAUACGUUUAAGUAGCUGCAGUCGCACCUCACAGGUGUUCAGAGAGAAGGGCGACACUGUACCGGAUGCCCUAUGACUAGAACUUCUAAUGACCACACAGAAAGCAAACAAAUAAAAAACGCCAGGCUCAUUUCCCUCAUUUCUUACUUAACAGAAGAGAAGUAAAUGAAAGGAAGAAGAAAUAGAUUUGGUAAUUAAAAAUGUGGCAAGACGAUAAAGCAGAACCGGUGUGAUUUAGCCUUCAGGUGCAGAAAUAUGGAGUCCAAAAGAACGUGGAGUGGACUUCAUUAGAUGCAAUUGUCUUCAUAGUGAAAGUAGCCAGCUAAACCCAAUCUCCGGCAUUUUGGAAGAGACUUCCCGCACCCCCUCCUGUGAGUGCUGCCCUUUUCAGGCAUAUGGUUGUUCCACACCACUAGGUGGAGAAAGAAGGAUUGAGAGCUUCCCACCGUCCUGGUGGGGCUCCAUCCUACGUUAUUUGGCAGAGUAUAAGAAUCUCAAUAAUAACAAUGGUAAGUAUUACUAGCUGCCCUUGUGUUAGUGAAGAGGAACAUUUUUAAUCAUUCAGAAAUUUUCGUGACAUGUAAAGUGCAAUUGUGAGGAAUGUGUGGGUGUACGAAAAUGUAUCUGUCAAGUUCAGAGUCCUCUAGAUUAAAAAGAAAACUUAUAUGAUUAUCAAUGGUGCCGUUAAUAGAUGUGUUGGACAAUGGGUGUACCCCAUUUUUGCAAUUAUUCUCAAAACAAAUCUAUGUUCAGAUGCUUUAAAAUUUUAUCACAUGAUACAAAAAUAUAACUUUGUCAGCCUUUAAAAGUUCUUUCUUUCUUUUACUUAUUUUUUUUCCUUCAAAAAUCAAUGAAGACUUGAUUUCUGUCACUCAUUGUAUUGAGGGUGAAUAUACUACCUGAAUUUUGUGCAUGUUACAUUGUAGUUGUAACCUUUUCUAAUUCAGGAUGAAUACAAGAUGGUUGUGAUUGUGCAGUGUAUCAAUAAAGUUUGAAGAAAUUUGUAACUUU